This is a messenger RNA of Symbiodinium sp. CCMP2592, 4500 nucleotides long. The record is from the annotation of a GenBank genome assembly. NCBI's taxonomy places the organism in Eukaryota, Dinophyceae, Suessiales, Symbiodiniaceae.
AUGUCUUAUCUGAGCAAUUCCAUCUUCUGGCUUCCUUGGCUGCUCUGCAUCUUUGCCAGAGUCAGUUCGGCCUACAAGCUUUCGAACAUCCCUCACAACGCGACUGAGAAUGUGUCAGACGGGGUUGAAAAACUCGAGGAGCUUCUGGACAAGGCCAUGGCCGGUGACAUGAAGGAGUUGGACCACCUGCCCGAUCCGGAGGAGAAGGGCGAGGAGGGGGCGCAGGAUGCGGGCGGGGGUGAGCUGGGCAAGAGCUUGGAGUUCUUGAUGCUCAAGGUCGCCCAGCUUGAGACCCUCGCUGAGUUGCAGCAGACCGAGCUCGGCAUGCAGCAGGAGGAGCUCGCUACACAGCGUGCUCUGAUUGAGAAGCUGCAAAAGAAAGUGGAUCCCGAGGAAGCGGAGGUCUCAGUGGCGCAGGAACAGAAGAUGAAGGGUUCGGAGGAGAGAGUGCAGGAAGCUCAUGACCUCCUGAAGAGGGUGGUCCAGAAGCAUGCUCGCCAGCGUGCGGACAAGGAGUACCAUCCGGAGGCCCACAAGCGGAAGCCCAAGAAGCCGAAGCACGAAGAGGUCGAGGAGGGAGUGGCUUCAGAAUCUGGCUCUCUGCUCCAAGAGGAACACCGUGAUGCAGGGCUGCUGGGCCCGUUCAAGAAAGCCUGGGACGCCGGCACAGGCGCCAUCGAGGGAUUUACAGAUGAGGUCUCAAGUCAAAUCCACAGCGCCGUUGAGAGUUUGGACGGCACUGGGCUCACCGGUGGCGCCUUGACCGAGGCCUACAAGCGCGCCAAGGAGGCCGGGGAUGCCGCCAAGUUCGUGGCGAAGACGAAAAUCGCCACUCUGGAGAUGGCCGUGUCGAUCCUGACAGGAGGCUUCGGCGACUGGUCGGGGAGUUGCACCACUAAUCUUCCAAGCGUCGGCAUGAGUGGCGGCGAGUUUUUUGUCGACUUUGGGCACAACAAAUGCUCGAUCUCUUUGAUGAAUCAAGAAGCCAAGCUCUUCGAUUGGAACUUUGGGAGGCACGCCGUAAGUCUCAACAAGAUGAUCGAGCAGAUCCCCCCUUUGAGCUACCUUACGCGCAUGACAGACAUCCUCACUGAGGUCAUCGAGGUCUUUGCCAAGGUAGCCGGGACGGUUGUGCAGAGGGCGAUGGAGAGAAGCACCUCCCUGGUGCAAACGGCUGCCACAGCUAAGUUUCCUGCUAUCGGAGAGGUGCCGGUGACGCACCACAAGAGCAGCAACCUCCUCAUCGAGUCGCACACACGGCAUGCGCCUGUUCAACAGAUGGCUGCCAUUCAAACAGAUGCCCGAGAUUCAGAGGCCGGCGACGACGGUACCAUCACCUACAAAAUGGGCAACAGCAACGACGUCCAUGCCUCAAAGCUGCUCACCCAGUUCAACGGCAGGGAGACGGACACCAGCUCUUGCUUGGCUUUUGCCCCAAAGAACAAGAACGCGGACGGCAGUGUGAACAAAGAGCACUGGCAGGUUGCCCACGAUAAGAACCCCCCCUUCCUCCAGCUCGAGCCUUAUGCAGUGCCCUGCGACAACACCUGGAUGAAAGACCACUGGGACAAAUGGCAAGGCUACACGUUCUACACUCAGCCAUCGGCCAUCGAGAAGUGCGUGACUGUGACUUUCAGCCUGGGAAUGCAGCCUGUCGUGGCCUUCGUCGGGGGUUUGCAAUUUGAGAUCUUGCCGAAGCCUCUCUUCGAGCUGGCCACCACCGUCUGCUGGCCGAACCAGCAACCGGGAGGUGUCGACUUGAGCGUCCUUCGAUCCGAGGUGAAGUCUGCAGGCAUCGUGCUCUUCAGCCGCACCUUGCGCCUGACCAAGCGCUUCGGCGAAGGCACGGACUUCACCUCUUGGAACUACAAAGGUGGCUUCUCGACCUGGCGAACGGAUGUAGGCAUCGCCACGGGGGAGACCAGGGUGCCCAAUGACCGGCUUAGCCGCACCCGCUUUUUCCUGGAGACCAACCAGAGCCACAGCCGCCAGAGCCAGGGCCAGGGCCACCAAGAGGAGGAGUCCGACUCAAACUCCGAGGAUGAAGCUGAAACUGUUUGGAAGACGGAGUCCGAGAACCUGUACCUGGCGUCUGUGGACUACGGCGUGGACCUGAAUACCUCUCUCAAGAAGACCUUCGAGGCCUACGGCGAGGAGGCUGCCAUGCACAUGGGCACCGAGAAGCUUGGGAAGGACGUCUUCAAGCUCUUCAGCUUCAGGAACCCUGGGUUGGUGAACUUCAAGGUCGAAGGCCUCAUGAACGGCAACAUCCUUGAGAUGGGCCUGGAGAUGGCAUUCGGCCCAUACAGCAGUCCUUCGAGGAGGAUCCCUUUGGUGGACAUCGCGCACCAGUUCUCCAUCAUUCUUUCGGGCAUACCCUUCGUGUCGAGUCAAAGCAAGCUCAAGGCCAUCGCCGCACUCAACGAUUUCUCCGGCAAAGACAUGGGCAAGACGCGGGGCCUGCCCCUGAAGCCGGGCUCCAUGAUCGCGGUGUACAGCCCGCAUUGCCGGCGGUUCCUGCAAAUGCACGCAAAUGUACACCUGGCGACCACGGAGGAGAUGAACGGCCAUGGAAUCCCCGAUUCCUGGACAUGGGAACGCUUCACGGUUGUGGACGCCGGGAACGGGGAGAUCGCACUGCACAACGCGUUUUUCAACCGCUUCGUGAAAAUAGACGGCGUCAGCGACCAUAAGAACGUGCACGAGUUGCCCCACGACUGGACGUCUGAACGCUUCAAGGUCGUGGAGGUCGGCAACGGGGAGAUGGCCUUCUACAACCCGACCCAGAACAGGUUCCUGCUAAUGGGGGCGAACCGUGUGGGACACAGCAACCAUCCCCCUAACCCUCCAAAGCUCCCAUCCGACUGGGGCUGGGAGCGCUUCCGCGUCGUGGCAGCGGAGAGGAUUUUGGUUCCAGGCACCUCGGUCGCCCUUCACAACCAGCUUUUCAACCGCUUCGCACAGAUGCACGGGGGAAACAUGGAGAGGAGUCCGGAAAAGGCGGCGGUCGAGUUUCCCGAGUAUUGGACGUGGGAGCGCUUCACUGUGGUGGAUGCUGGACAUGGACAGAUCGCUUUGCACAACACCCUCCACAAUCGCUUCGUCAAAGUGGGCGGAGCCAGCGGUCACAAGCUGGUAGAUCAGCUUCCUGCAGACUGGGUUUCCGAGAGGUGGGACGUUUGGCCAGCUGGCAAUGGCCAAAUCGUCUUGCACAACAGACACCACAACCAACUUCUUCGCAUGUCAGAUCACACGGUGGACGACAGCGCCCAGAUGGAUCCAAAAAACUUGCCAGACAAUUGGGGUUGGGAGCGUUGGCAAGUGGUGCAUGUGAAGCCGUACCUUCAGCCGGGUACCACGGUGGCCCUCCGUUGUCCAUUCCACGGCCGCUACGUCAUGAUGUACCCAGGUGCUCCACAGGCCCUACUACUCGAGAAGGAGAGCCACACUCAGACUCAGAACCACACUCUGAACCUUCCAGGAGGUUUUUUCAGAGACAUGACAUCCAGAUUUACAAUGCCAUCAUUUUCCUUCGAUCCCUUGGGACUCAAACGCAAGGCGGAAGAGGAGAGGCAACGGCGUGCGCAAGAAUUGGCCGAGGAAGCGGCUCGUCAAGCCGCGCUGAGAGGCACCAUCGGCCGCAGUGCACACCAGGAUGCUCAUGGUGUGCCCGACUUUUGGACCUACGAGCGCUUCACCGUCAUUGAUGCCGGUAAUGGGCAGGUGGCCUUCCACAACAGCCUCCACAACCGCUACCUGAAGAUGGAUGGUGAGAGAAUGCUAGUUAGCUCGCCCAUGGCUCCCGACGCUUACCCAUCUGACUGGAGUUGGGAACGCUUCACGGUGCUCCCUGCUGGGAACGGCGAGUUCAUGUUCCACAAUUCUGUGCACAACCGCGUGAUCAGGAUGACGGAUGACGGCAGCAACAAGGUGGAUUCCAGCAGCCACAUGGACCCGCAGAACAUUCCGGAGCAUUGGCCUUGGGAGAGUUUCCAGAUUGUGCCCGUGAGGCCCUACUUGCAGCCCGGCACUGUGGUGGCCCUGCAUUGCGCUGUGCACAACCGCUACAUCACUAUGAAUGGAGAUUCUGUCCAGCGCAGCGCGGAGAGGAACCUCAACGACUUGCCUCCCAACUGGUCCUGGGAACGCUUCACCGUGGUGGACGCCGGCAAUGGCCAGGUCGCAUUCCACAACGCCGUUCACGGCCGCUUCCUGCAAAUGAAGGGUGAGACGAUUGGAGGCUCCAAGCCCUACCGUAUAUCCGAUUUGGGGAGCGACUGGACGUGGGACCGCUUCACCGUCGUGCCUAGCGAUCACGGCCAGUUUGUGUUCCACAACACUUUCCACAAUCGAAUGAUUCGUAUGACCGACCACACCGUCGACAGCAGCAGCCACAUGGCACCCCAGGAUUUGCCGGUUGAAUGGACUUCUGAGCGCUUCCGCAUCGUCACCAUCACCGACGUCCGGGAGUCUUCCCACGUCCACGCGACCUUUGACUGA